AUGACUCUUGAAUCUUGGCAAAUACUGGUUCAGCAAAAGCAAGCCGAGGCAGCUGCUAAUAUUCCAAAUGCUUGGCGUCUCCCUUGUGAGUAUACCGUCAACAUCUCAGAGACGGCUGAUACCAAUGUGCUCGACAUACCACGUCGCUGUGGUAUCCUGUCUCCGAAGCAGAUAGAGAUCACCGAGAAAUAUGAUGCCACUGCUCUCUUGGAGCAAAUUCACAACCAGAAUCUCUCGUCUUACGAGGUCACCGAGGCUUUCUGUAUUCGCGCAGCGAUUGCGCAGCAGGUGACGUACUGUCUCACUGAGACGUUUUUUGAUCGAGCUCUUCAGCGUGCCAAGGAGCUGGAUCAGCAUCUGCAGAGCACUGGCAAGCCAAUUGGACCGCUGCAUGGUUUGCCAAUCAGCUUGAAGGACUGUUUUAAUGUCGAAGGUGUUCCUUCGACGAUCGGGUUCACAGCAUUUAUUGAAAAUGGGCCUUUGAAGUACAGCUCGCCUACUGUCCAAAUCCUGACAAGGCUCGGAGCUAUUAUGUACGUGAAAACAAAUAUCCCGCAAACUAUGAUGGCUGCCGACUCCCACAACUACGUCUUCGGUCGGACUCUUAAUCCCCAUCGCCUGAACUUGACAGCCGGUGGUUCCUCUGGCGGAGAAGGCGCUUUGAUUGCAAUGCGAGGCUCAGUACUGGGAAUCGGCACUGACAUCGCUGGCUCAAUCCGAAUCCCCGCUAUUUGCAACGGUACGUUCGCACUGAAGCCUUCUGCCGAUCGCAUUCCAUAUGCUGGACAGACAGGAAGUGGGCGAGGCGGUCUACCAGGAAUCCGAGCCUGUGCUGGUCCAUUGGCGACCUCAGCUCGGGAUUUAGAGCUGCUUAUGCGGGUCGUGACUAACGAAGACACUUGGGAGGUCGACUCGACCGCGAUCUUCGCACCCUGGCGUACUGUGGCACCCAAAUCGACGCUUCGUCUCGGCUUGAUUGAAGAGGAUCCCGAUUUCCCUCUUCACCCGCCUGUUCUUCGGACUUUGACCCAAGCGGCUGAGCGUUUACGCCAAGCGGGACAUGAAAUUGUUCCUUUGUCAGUUCCCUCCAUUCGAGAUGCUUGCGUACUGGGGUUCCGUAUGUUCGCCAUGGAUCCUGCCAAAACCGCGUUUCAGAAUAUUGCCAAAAGUGGGGAGCCGACGAUACCGGCACUGGCCUCGACAUCUCUCCCUCAUGAAUACAUGCCAUAUGAGUACGCACCUUUGACUCUGGACGGCCUCUAUGACUUGCAUGCAGAGCGAAGUAGUCUCAAAGAGCAAUAUCGCGCUUUGAUUUCCAAGGCAAAUGUCGACGCAAUUAUAAUGCCAGGUAAUGCAGGAACUGCUCAACCUCACGAUCUUUAUGGUUUCCCUCUGUAUACAGCUUUGCUGAACGUGCUGGAUUAUCCCGCUACGAUCAUCCCAUUUGGCAAAGCAGAUCAGACGGCCGAUGCAGCUUUUGCUCGAGAAGUCCAGUAUAAGCCACCUUUCUCACCCGAGUUGUUUGAAGGUGCUCCUUGCUGUAUCCAAGUUGUUGGGAAACACAUGCGCGAGGAGGAACUCGUGCAGGCUACCCAGACAAUCGCAAGUGUUCUUGAGGCCUGA
Molecule: messenger RNA, 1623 nt
Organism: Penicillium pulvis
Lineage: Eukaryota; Fungi; Ascomycota; Eurotiomycetes; Eurotiales; Aspergillaceae
Product: putative general amidase
Exons: 6
Coding region: 1-1623 (540 amino acids)
Source: RefSeq, a predicted model, not a curated record